Messenger RNA from Vitrella brassicaformis, 1343 nucleotides. Lineage: Eukaryota; Vitrellaceae. The record is from the annotation of a GenBank genome assembly.
CUUCGAUUCACCCCAUUGGAGUGCACAUACGUACGUGUCCUUCAUGAGUGUUGUCCAACCAGCCGACGAACAAAGAAGCGUUUCAAUCUUUAGCUUACGCACCUGCACAUAUAGUAUACACAUCGAUGUCAUGCCACUACACAGACAUACACACUGAUCGAUUCACCGUCCAUACAUCACAAAUAGGUAGACAAUGAGGCGGUACACACAAGAAAGUCAACACAAACACGUCCAUUUCAUGCUACAGUGCAGACGCAUUACUCCACACCACUGAUCGAUCCAACUAGCUUUGCACAUCAUGAUCAGCAACACGGGCACCACCAGCAACCGCUCUUUGUCUGUUGGGCUGCAGCUGGGGAAGGCAUGGCGGCCUGCAGCCCACAGAACUCAUUCCGCGGCGGCUGAGAGCAGAACUUGCGAUGUUCAUCCACAAACCUACCGCACACACAUCCGAUGUGACACACACACAUAGAUGGAUGGAUUGCACCUCCUGCCGGUGGCUCACGUUUGUUUGUCGUUGGCGAAUCGUGCGGCCCGGCUGUGCAGUGCGUCUGCGAGGAAGGUGAAGUGAAGGUGAGAGCGAUAUGUCCACGCCGGCGGGAUAAGUCCUCCUCUGUUUGGACGCCUGAUGGGCGCCUUCCUCGGCAGCGGUCCGUGUGGUGCCGUAGGUGCGCCACUCGUAGCCGUGAGCGGGCGAAAAGCGCCACAGCCCCCUCAGCGUCUCAAACCACUCAUCUGAACCACACACACAUGACAGAUCAACACAGACAGAGAGAGUGGGCAUCGGUCUCGGCUGCUGACAGAGGCUGGUGGCCGUCUCAGUGAGCCGUUUGUUGAGCGGCCGCAGCAGAGAUGGCGCCUCGUAAAUCACACUGUCCAACACAAUACGACUGCACCACACACACACAGAGAGAGACCACACAGCACACAACCAGUGGUGAAGCAACCAGCUGUGAGUCAAUGUCAUGAGUCAAUCAGUCGGUCAGUGUACGUUUGCAGUGUGCGUGACGUUGGUCUUUCUCGUCAGUCUGGCGGUGAUCCAGAGGUCUGAUGGAGAAGCUGAUGAGUCCCCGCGGCUGCAGCUCAUCGAUGGGAAUCGGCUGCACCACUCAGUACUCGAGGCCGUCCAAACCACUGCAAACACACACACAAGCAAACACACUCACAUGGGUCACAGCGCUGUUGUCUUGCCGCUCUCUGCUUGUCUGUUUGACUCACUCAGGCGCCUCUUCGCCUCUCAGCAGCCGCUCGCAAGACAGCUUGCAGCUUCAUUCAUUCAUUCAUUCAUUCACUCCUCGUGUGUGUUUGUCAUUGUCCUGUAUGCGCUGCCGCCUCACAAGAGC